UGGACCUCUUGUGAACCUUCCAUGAUGUUGACACGAAAACAACGAUGUCCUCUCUCUUCAAACAACUGUUUUCUAAGUACCUAAUUAUAACUAACACUGUAACUAGUGGGACAUUGCUUGGACUAGGUGACGUCAUAACACAACAUGUGGAGAUCGAAUAUGCAUCCAGGACAGGAGUUACGGGGACACAUUUUAACAUAUAUCGAACAGGUAGAAUGUUCCUCAUGGGUUUGAUGAUUGGUCCAUUUGGACACCUGUGGUACUCCAAACUUGCUGACAAGCUAGUUCUUGGAUCUGGUCCGAAAGUUGUGCUUAAGAAAAUAGGCGUGGAUCAAAUAAUUUUCACUCCUUUUAUUACCUGUCUAUUUUUCGGUGGAAUGGGUCUACUUGAGGGAAGGGGAAUAAACGGUGCCCUGAAUGAAAUUACGACUAACUUUAUAGCAGUAUACUCGGUAGAUUGCUGUGUAUGGCCGCCAGCUCAAUAUAUUAAUUUCCACUUUAUCCCGGCCAGAUUCAGAAGCGUUUACGUCUCAACCAUGACAUUGUGCUGGAAUACCUUUUUAUCUUAUAUGAAACAUAGGAAAACGAUGGUUUAAUGGUAGCCGGGAAUAUCAAAAGUACCUAUCCAUGAUGUAUGGAGACCGGGUAGAUUUCUCCAAAAGCUUUAAAUUGUUACUUAGAACUGCAUUAUUGAAAUAAAA
This is a messenger RNA of Saccostrea cuccullata (small rock oyster), 701 nucleotides long. Its product is annotated as mpv17-like protein 2. The coding region runs from base 45 to 596 and encodes 183 amino acids. Gene Ontology annotation, cellular component: cytoplasm; membrane; mitochondrion. Lineage: Eukaryota; Metazoa; Mollusca; Bivalvia; Ostreida; Ostreidae. Gene Ontology annotation, biological process: cellular response to reactive oxygen species; mitochondrial ribosome assembly. The transcript has 5 exons. The record is from RefSeq and is a predicted model, not a curated record.